UUCACCCCUUCAAAACCACCAUUGAUAUAUUUUCUUGGAUCAAAACAUUUUACAAACAGAUAAUUUAUUAUUUUUAUAAACUAAAAUAGUACAUCAAACCAACAAACUCAUCAAAAAAAAAUUAUAUUCACAUAAAUUUCUCCAGCCAUUUUCGGAGAGGGGUAAUUUUUCCAAUUUAGAAGAUCCAAAAAAUCUUCAUCACCCACUCCGAAGCUUCAUCCUUAUGAAAUCAAUUUUUUUUGAAAAUUAAAAUUAAAAAAAAUUGAAAUUGGGCAUGACGAGACCAAUAAUCAUACCUUCGCCUCCAUUAUUGUCGCUUGACAAACGGCAACCGCUUUUAUCGAGCCAGGAUUCAUCUCCGUCGUCGCGCGGCGGCGGAAGCGUUGUUCGGAGAGCGCGAUUGGCGGAGGUAGCCGGAGGUACGACAGCGGAAUGUGCGGCUGUGGCUUGUUGUUGUCCUUGCGGGAUUGCGAAUUUAUUGGUUCUAGCGGUUUAUAAGGUACCUGCUGGACUCUGUAGAAAGGCUCUGAGGAAGAAUCGACGGAAUCGGCUGAUGAAAAAGGGGCUUUUACCGUCGACAGAGAGUGGACAUUGCAGCUGUGAUGAGAUGGAACUUCAUGCUUACCAGAUUUCUAGCCCUAUUGCAGUGGUCCGCGCCGGCGCCGGAAACCUAGAAACCGAUAAGGAUGCUCUGGAGCUGGAGAAGGAAAUGUGGGAUAAGUUUUAUGGUGCUGGGUUCUGGAGAAGCCCAUCUCAACGAAGUGAAAUGUAACGGUGUGGGAUGAAUCAGUGUGCAGAGGUGGUAGAAUGAAGAAGAGGGGGGAAUUGUUCUACUUUCUUUUUUCUCUUUCACUCUCUUUGUAAUUAAAGACUAUUUCACUCUUUGUAUCCACCAAGGAAUCUUUGUAAUAUAUUUUAUUUCUUUGUCAUAUUUUCAUUUCAAGAAUCAAAAUCAAGUGUAUUGUUCAA
This is a messenger RNA of Solanum dulcamara, 969 nucleotides long. RefSeq lists its product as uncharacterized. The record is from RefSeq and is a predicted model, not a curated record. The coding region runs from base 275 to 772 and encodes 165 amino acids. Lineage: Eukaryota; Viridiplantae; Streptophyta; Magnoliopsida; Solanales; Solanaceae. The transcript is spliced from 2 exons.